CAUAUAGCCACGUGAAGCAGAAACACUUCAUGCCACAGCCUGACUUAAGUGCAGUUGUUUGUAAGGUUAUUAUUAAUUUUGCAUUUUGAAUAGUUAUUAUUUUGGACUUGGUGACAGAACAGCCCGAAGAAAAAUGAAAUUCAUUAUAGGAAUCGGCGGUGUGACCAAUGGUGGAAAAACCACACUGACUAAUAGGUUAGUCAAAGCCUUACCUAACUGUUGUGUGGUUCAUCAAGAUGACUUUUUCAAGCCACCGGAUCAGAUAGAAGUCGGAGAGGACGGCUUUAAACAGUGGGAUGUGAUAACAUCACUGGAUAUGGAAGCCAUGGUGAACACCAUAAAAGGUUGGAUUGAGAACCCAGUCAAGUUUGCACGCUCCCAUGGCAUCCAGGUGACCCCAGCAACUGAAAUGGGAUCACCAGAAGACGAAACCCACAUCCUUGUUAUAGAGGGAUUUCUCUUGUAUAAUUACAAGCCCCUGAUGGAAGUGUUUGACAAGUGUUACUACAUCACCAUCCCUUAUGAUGUGUGCAAGAGGAGGAGAAGUUCAAGACAGUACAUUGUCCCUGACCCUCCAGGCCUGUUUGAUGGUCAUGUGUGGCCCAUGUACCUAAAACACAAUGCAGAGAUGGUAGAAAGCCUUUUACCAAUUGAAUACCUGGAUGGCUCGAAAUCUAAAGAUGAAAUCUACCAGCAAGUGUACGAAGACCUCCACAAUACACUUUUGAAUCAUUUAUAGCAGCAGCAUCCUGGCCAGCAGUGCCUUUGUAUACAACUGUAAAUAGCCCCUCUUAAGUUUUUUUUUCUGUUUUACACCAAUGUAACUGUAAAUAUAAUGAUGGAAUGUUAACUUAUCACUUUUUGGAGUCUUUGGAGUUUUUUUGUUAUGGUAAAUCUUCGUGUUAUUCUUUUCAAUUGAGGAUGCUGUUUGUAUCUAUGCUUAUUUCAUGCAGAUAAUUCAGUAAUGGAUUUCCAAAUAAAUUUCAGGUUGUUACCCUGUCAUUAUUCUUUUCUUACAUGCUAACUGCAGAACAUGUGCAGUAUGGCUUCAAAUGUUUGCCACAUGAUGCCUAGUUAGAUUAUUAUUAAGUGCUUUUAUUUGGAUAUGUUCCUUCUGUACAACAGCAUCCACUGAUGUCUGAUACACUGAACUGCAAUCAGACAAAUUAAAAACUGGGUUCAAAAAAAUACCUGUUUUUCCUA
This is a messenger RNA of Tachysurus fulvidraco (yellow catfish), 1203 nucleotides long. It is a transcript of the gene mibp, whose product is annotated as muscle-specific beta 1 integrin binding protein. The transcript is spliced from 8 exons. The record is from RefSeq and is a predicted model, not a curated record. Gene Ontology annotation, cellular component: cytoplasm. Bases 134 to 739 code for a protein of 201 amino acids. NCBI's taxonomy places the organism in Eukaryota, Metazoa, Chordata, Actinopteri, Siluriformes, Bagridae.